CUCCAUUUUAUAUACAUGAUACUCUAUUAAAAACACUAUACUCGUGAUACUUUAGGCAGGGCUCAUAUGAUAUUCGAUACAUUCCUCUCUCUUCUUGGUUGCGACAAACUGAGAACCUCUGGCGAGGAACACCUGAAUACUUAAUAAACGGAUAAAAUUAACAUUAAUAACGACUGUCUGUGGCUGAUCCACAUCUUAUCCGAGGACAAACGUGGCCGCUAGACCCACGUGAUAAACGCCUUACGAUACUUCGUCGAGAAGGGCGAACCGUCAGUUUUUCACAUCGUUUCUCUUCGAUACGUCGAUGGGUGAUAUCAGGGUUAACGAGGACGUGCCGUUUGUGCUAGAUCGGGUGUCCGCGAUGGAACAAAAUUCGGAGGAGUAUCGCGCCGAGCCGGUGAAGAACGAGGUAGAAGCAAUCGAAGUGAUGCGACACUACCGCAAAAAUUCUGAAAACGAGAGUAACGACGAAGAUUAUGCUCAUUCGCCGGUGUUACUAGAUCUAGACGAAAAUUUGAAACAGCAAAAAGCAGCGAAUCGGGAAGCAAACUCGCCGAGUUGCAUAGUACAUCAACAGGAUCAAGGAUUGGCCGCAGACGAAACGACACGGCCGCAGGCUAUAAGAGAUAGGUGGCAAGAAACGAGUUUCGAGACGCGCGACCAACAGAAUCCUGAGGGAGUGCUCGUGAUUAGAGUACCGGAACCGGAAAUAAUCGGCAGCCAUCCGCACCUCGAGAUACUCCAUGAGGCCAACAUUAAAUCGGUGCAACGGGAGCCAUUGCAAACUGAGAAAGGUGCGGCAAUGUCAAAUUGCACGUUGCCUGACUACAAGAAGUCGGCCUGCGAUCGUGAACGGACCCGAAUGCGCGACAUGAACCGUGCAUUUGAGCUGCUACGGUCGAAGCUGCCGAUAUGCAAGCCGCCCGGCAAGAAGCUCUCCAAAAUCGAGUCGUUGCGCCACGCCAUCACAUACAUCAGGCACCUGCAAAGUCUGUUGGAGCCACAGUACAGCUAUGUACCUGGCGUACCCGACCGUGCCGGUGGCUAUUACGCGGCCCCGUCGGUUCCGCCGACGUCUUUCGAGGUGCAACAUCCGGCCGCGGCCCGAUGGGAAUCUCUAGCUUACUACCGAUACGAUUAUCACGCGCCCUUCGCCACCCCCUCGCCGCCGACCUUGGUACCGCCUCUGCAACCGAGACUACCAAUUGAACAAGACGACCGACAGUUUUCUUACGAAGCGCGUCACUAGAUAGUUUGUCCAUGCGAGAACAAAUCCCGAAA
Molecule: messenger RNA, 1281 nt
Organism: Trachymyrmex cornetzi
Lineage: Eukaryota; Metazoa; Arthropoda; Insecta; Hymenoptera; Formicidae
Gene: sage
Product: salivary gland-expressed bHLH
Exons: 4
Coding region: 305-1249 (314 amino acids)
Biological process (GO): mesoderm formation; regulation of transcription by RNA polymerase II
Cellular component (GO): nucleus
Molecular function (GO): protein dimerization activity; RNA polymerase II cis-regulatory region sequence-specific DNA binding; DNA-binding transcription factor activity, RNA polymerase II-specific
Source: RefSeq, a predicted model, not a curated record